This is a messenger RNA of Suillus discolor, 771 nucleotides long. RefSeq lists its product as uncharacterized. The annotation marks the transcript as partial. The record is from RefSeq and is a predicted model, not a curated record. Lineage: Eukaryota; Fungi; Basidiomycota; Agaricomycetes; Boletales; Suillaceae. The transcript is spliced from 2 exons.
AGUCAUCAGCCUCAGUCUGCAGAUGAAUGUGUGAUAGGCGAAGUGUUCUGCUGUGCUCCUGUUUACGACAACAUCUUCUCUCAUACCUCACCUCGGGAGCUUGCGCGCCUUGGGCGCAGCUGUCAUGCUGCAUAUGCUGCAUCCAAAGAUUAUUCCAGGUGCACUUUCAACAUUAACCGACAUCUUUUUGGUUUCAUCAGCGAACCCCUCCUCUUUCGCAGUCUACAGGCACGUACUGGUACACUUAUUGCAGGCUCAAACGCACUGCAGUUUUUGGAUAGGACAUUCUAUGAUGAAACUGACAUGGACAUGUAUGUCCAUCCAGGACAUGCAAGAGAAGUCAUGGACUAUGUUGUUGAAAGGGAAGGCUACGAAUUCAAGCCACAUUCCAGACAACCUCAGGAUUACCGGAAUAUUGUCUCUGAUAAAUGGGACAACACUCGAAUACGCCAGGACUAUCAAAUCAAAGGAGUCAGAUCCGUAUUAUCACUUGAGAAACAUGGCUCCAAUGGCUAUCAGAAGAUUCAGGUUAUAGAAUGCGCCAUGAGCCCAUUUGACACCUUCAUCAAUUUCCACUCCACAUGUGUCAUGAACUUCAUAGCCUUUGAUGCAGCUUAUUCCUUGUAUCCGAUUGCUACCUUUGAAGACUGGUGUACUCUUCAAGUUUGGCAGGAAAGACCGCUGCACGAUAUUAGUGUCGCAAUAAAGUAUGGACAAUGGGGCUUCCAAUGGCUUUCCGCCCUACCUCUCAGCACAUCCUCGUUCUACCUG